Molecule: messenger RNA, 1772 nt
Organism: Hordeum vulgare subsp. vulgare (domesticated barley)
Lineage: Eukaryota; Viridiplantae; Streptophyta; Magnoliopsida; Poales; Poaceae
Product: beta-glucuronosyltransferase GlcAT14A-like
Exons: 4
Coding region: 122-1480 (452 amino acids)
Cellular component (GO): membrane
Molecular function (GO): glucuronosyltransferase activity
Source: RefSeq, a predicted model, not a curated record
UUUUAUCCGACGACCGGCGGUCGUUUGCGUUGUUCGUUGCACAUCUAUCAUCCCCAGCAGCUACAAACAUACAUUUGCUGGCAACUCACAACGACUCACAACCUGCUUUGCCAUUGCCGCCAUGGUUGCUGCCGGUCUGCCGCCCAUCAAGCACCAGCCUGCCGACUCUCCGCAGCCCGGCUUUGCCACCAUGGACAUCGACAUCGACACCCCUUCCUCCUCCCCGCGUGGCCGCUCCUCCUCCUGCGCCGGCAUCGACCUGCGGUGCGUGCUCUCGGUCGUCGCCGGGGGCAUCUUCACCGUGUUCCUCCUGGCGGCGUCCCAGGCGGCAUUGCCCUCCGCGUCACUCUUCCUCCAGCGGUACUCCCGCACCACCGAUCACCCCUCGCUGCCGCGCUUCGCGUACCUCGUAUCCGGCUCGAAGGGCGAUGCGGCUAGGCUGCGCCGCUGCCUGCUCGCGCUCUACCACCCGCGCAACCGCUACAUCCUUCACCUGGACGCGGAGGCGCCGGACUCGGACCGCGCGGAGCUGGCGGCGUUCGUGGCCGCGCACCCGGUCCUCGCCUCGGUCGGCAACGUGCGCGUGGUGGAGAAGGCUAACCUGGUGACCUACCGGGGCAUCACCAUGGUCACCACCACGCUGCAUGCCGCUGCCGCCUUCCUGCACGGCCCCGGCGCCGCCGACUGGGACUGGUUCAUCAACCUCUCCGCGUCCGACUACCCGCUCGUCACUCAAGACGAUCUGAUGGACGUGUUCUCGCGGCUGCCGCGCGACCUCAACUUCAUCGAGCACACGAGCGACAUGGGCUGGAAAGCGCAUGCGAGGGCGAAGCCGUUGGUGGUCGACCCGGGGCUGUACCUGAAGACGAAGCGCGAUCUCAUGUGGAUGAACACCGAGACCGAGAAGCGGGAGCUGCCCACCGCCUUCACGCUCUUCACCGGUUCUGCUUGGACGGUGUUGUCGCGGCCCUUCGUGCAGUACCUGAUCGGGGGGUGGGACAACCUACCGCGCACCCUCCUCCUCUACUACGGCAACUUCGUCUCCUCCCCGGAGGGCUACUUCCAGACGGUGGCAUGCAACACCGACGACUUUCGGAACACCACCGUGAACCACGACAUGCACUACAUUUCCUGGGGCGAACCCCAGGGGCAGCACCCGGAGCUUAUCAACACUACCCACUGGGACAAGAUGAUCGGCAGCGACGCUCCCUUUGCGCGCAAGUUCGGGCGAGACCCGGAUGACCCGGUGCUCGCAAAGAUUGACGUAGAACUCCUGUCACGGAAGCCUGGCGUGAUCAUCCCAGGUGGCUGGUGCAAGGGCAAUGUCGAUGAAGGCGGUGACCCUUGCUCCGCGGUGGGGGAUGUGGCACACCUGCAUCCUGGCCCUAGAGCUAAGCAGCUGCAGCGGCUCGUCGAGUCACUCAUGUCGGAGGACAACUUCCGGCCAAAACAGUGUAAGAUAGUCGAGCACAAAGAUUGAGCAUGGUCGAUGUGCGUGUGGAGGAGGAGCUAUUGUUGUUGCUACUGCUACUGCGAAUGAUGCUUCAUUUUUUUUCCUUUAGAACUAUCCACAUUUGAAAGAUCAAUCAUUUUUUCAUUUGAGGUAGGAAAUGAUCAAUCAUUGGAAACGAGUGAGACGUCUCUUCUCAGCAUGCCAUGAAGGAAGUGGUGAUCACAUGAUCCGUUAUUCUCGGCUAUGUAUGAACAGGAUUGAAAUAUUAACCAGGGGCUCUUGUAGAAAUUAACUGCCACUAGAUCAUUGAUGAUGCGUG